AUGAAGGAGAACAACAAGAUCCUCCAGCUCAUCUAUGUGGCGUGGCGCGAGCGCUGGUCGGACUCCCAGUGGGGCAUCAACAUUAAAAAGGUGCUGCCAAGGGGAGUAAGUGGAGAUGUGUACAAUCUGGCGGACUGUCUGAUGCAGCAGGCACUCAUUGGUUCGACAGCAAAUCCGUUGGUUCUUAAUUACCUGAAGCACUCGCUGUGCGCCCAUCUCGUCUCGCAUGCCGCUGUCCUCCGUUGCAUUGCCAAAUAUGACAAAUUGGAGCGCGUUUAUUGCAUUACAGCGCUUCUAGAAUUUCUGGCCAGCAUUGUGGACGGUGUUACCUGCCGCAUCAAAUCGGAGGAAGCUGUGUUGCCCAGCUCCGUAGUCCACUUGGUCUACUGGCUGUUCCAAAUCUUUGCCAGAACCGUGCAACAUUAUGAACUCUAUGGCGAGAUUAGCGCAGAGCAAUCAUACAUGCUGGACCAGACAUGCGUGGUAAUCGACCGUCUAAGCCAGCAGCAGUUUCUGCUCUCCAUGCUGUACGUGGGUUGCCACGAAGAGCUCGAAAUAUGUGGGCGGAUUCGGGAUAAGUACGCCAACAUCAAGGGGUCGUUGACGAACUCCAACUUCACUCUAAAUUCGCCAAGCGUGGAACAGCAGCUUCAGCAAUUGGCCUACAUUGAAGCCAAGCACCUGGACAUGCAGUCAUUGAAUUCACCGCCAACGCUGGAAAAGAUCUCGUGCUGUGUGCAACCGUUGUUGGCGGUCGAAGUGCUGCUCAAUCCUUGCAAGGACACUAGCUACUACGUGGCCGAGUUGCAGAUGCUGCAGCGAUUGAAAAGGUACUCCAACACACGCCUCUUCUACGAAAUCAUUCGUGCUGGAUUCCUCACGCUAAGCAAUGUUGCGGAUACCAGUCCGGACACCAUGUGGGGUGCCUUUAUGUUCUUCAAGAUGCCGCACAUCAUCAAGCAGCUGCACGCUCUGCAGCGGAUUCCCGGAGAGCAACCACCGCCGGCAGAUUACAUACCCGAGUUGGUUGAGGCUUUGGAGUUGCUCAUCGAGGAUAACCUGCUGCUGGACUUCAUGGACACCAAGUGCUCGUGCAAUAUGAUCGAGUUCCUCCUAAAUGACUGGACCAAGCAGCAGCUUGUCAAUGAUGUCCAUGUGAAAAAGUUCGCCAGUCAGAGGGAGGCCCCCUCUCAGCUACUGAAAAAAUGCGAUAAUGGCCAACAAACACCCUCCAACAUCAAUUUCAUCAAGCGUGCAGAGGUUCCGCUUUCUGGAGUCCUGAAGACGCUGUGCACCAACAAGGUGCAGGAUAUGGUGAAUGUCCUCUGCCAGGUGCCGGUGGGCAACAGCUUCGAGUUGAUUCUUUCGGUGGCCACCGUCGAAGGACGCCUUAAAACAUUCGUAUCCCGCCUGAUCCAGUGCAACGAGAACUCGAAGCCAGUUCCGGGCGAGCUGGGAAAGCUGUGCGUAAUCCGCUCAACGCUGUUUGAUGUAUCAUUCCUUAUGUUGACCAGCAUUGUGCAGACCUAUGGAUCGGAUGUCGUUUUAUCGGAGCGUGGUGACUCCUUCUUUGAGAAAUGGGUGCGAGAGUGCAUGGUGGAGAGGAAUAAGCUAAAGAACCCGCGCCAAAUCCUUGCUCUUUGCGACGACAGUAUUGUGGAUGAGCUUCUGCUAAGUUUAAGCAAACCAGAGGCUGCGCAAUUGAAGCCAAGCAGCCUGAGUUGGCAGGAGACCUGCUUAAAUUUGCCAGGGGUGCUCCAUCAUGUGCUCAUAGCUUGGGAGCAGGAGACCCUCUCUUCGGCGGAUGUAAAAAGUAUUCUGGACAAUAUAAAGCGGCGGCUUUUCAGCUUCUCUGUUUGCGCCACUAGUUUCCUGUGUGCCUACAUGUAUUCGGUGAAGGAAACAGAGCUUCUGAAGCCACUCAACAUGAUUCAGCAGUUCUUGGCGCCGUUGACCAGCGAGGAACUGUCCAGCCAAGAAAAUGCCAAGGAGCGGCUAGCUCUGUCUUAUCAGAUCAUCAGAAAAAUGCAACACGAUGUGCAUCCCGCCCCAAGCACAAAAUCCCGACUGAUUUCACACUCCCCGCUGGUCGAGCAGUUCCGGGAGGUGUGGCGAACCGUAAUCGAUGCUGGUCACCUGCCCGUUCGCGCCGCUCAGUCACUGGAAUCCCUGCUGCUGGCUGGCGGAGCGGCUUGGCUGUCCACGCAGCUGGUGGAGCAACUGCUGGCCUGCAAGUACACAAGGGAUAUGUCUCGAACGAUGGACGUGGUGUUUGCCGUGAUGCACCUUGACAUCGAGAAGACCACGGAGGCGCUGCUGCAGUACGUGGUGGCCCCACUUAUACUCCGUCGACAAGGUGAGGACAUCAAUGAGCCCCAAUCUCUGGUGCUGGCCCGCCUGUGUGUAUACUGUAUUAUUUCCUGCCUGGAAGCCCGCAAAGGGAAUGCCUCCUCGGCAUUAACGGCCAUGAAGAAGCGAUCGAGAUCCCAUGAUGAGGAGGAACUGGCAUCCAAUGCGGCCAAAGUGCGCAAGGUGAUUGGUGAUGGCAGCGACAACUCCAGCGAUUUUACUGAUGGAGCAGCCGGUGCUGGAUUCGGAGCUCUACUGGGAUCAACGUGCGCUACCGAACUGCGGACCACGCCACUUACACUAAGAGAACCUCUGCAAACGAGCGUGCAGCAUAUUUUCGGAGUAUUCGUGCAGUUUGUCAGCGGAGAUGAAUUGUCGCCCAAGGCCGUUUUUGUCUAUCAGUUCAUCUCGCUGCUGGUGGAAUGCGGUGGCGAGCGGGUAGCACCCGUUCUGCGCCUGCUGCCCACCAACCUGGUGCAGCAGCUGCUCAAGGUUCUGGUGACCGACGACAUACGAGUGGGUCUGAUCAGCAGACUUUACGACCUGAGACUCCAGGCAGGAAGGCUGUCGGCGGUGGCCGAUUUGUGUCUGUGGCGGAACAUGCAGAUGGCCAGGCACAGCAUACACCUGUGAGGAAUUUCGAGAAGUGCCUCUCCAGGCGAGCCGAUUAAGAUUAAGAGACGGGCGGGCGAAAUUGCUAAAUGAAUUGUAUUAAAAACUAGAAAUUGGUGACUCGACUCGGCUACUUCUUCGCACGAAGUGGAUUUUGCUUUCGUUUAUUACAAUAAUUUGUUGUCGCCGAUUUUCGUCCGUGUUUGCAUCAUCAUCAUCAUCUUCUCCAGUUAGCGGGUGUAGGGAGGGGUGUAUGGGCAGGCUUAAAGUAAGAGACCGGAUUCCCUAUAUCACUUGAGCAGACAGCACUCGAAGUAGGUCUCGCCCACACAGCCGCCGCGCAUCGCCUUUUUCACAUUGCUCUCGAAUUGGCGGCGAUUGGUCUGCAGGACGUCGGCCGCCUCCUUGUUGAGCGGAUCCUCGGGAUUGGGUUCC
Messenger RNA from Drosophila subpulchrella, 3396 nucleotides. It is a transcript of the gene MED24, whose product is annotated as mediator of RNA polymerase II transcription subunit 24. Gene Ontology annotation, cellular component: mediator complex. Gene Ontology annotation, molecular function: transcription coregulator activity. The record is from RefSeq and is a predicted model, not a curated record. The coding region runs from base 1 to 2982 and encodes 993 amino acids. The transcript is spliced from 7 exons. Lineage: Eukaryota; Metazoa; Arthropoda; Insecta; Diptera; Drosophilidae.